AUCAUUCGCCACACAACAAGACUUGUUCCGAACACGCCCUUGGGAUUAUAAGAGUCAUCGCUUCCCUUGUUUUCCACACAGACGUAAAUUUAGUCUUUUAAUUCGGUCGCAGGUGUUGGUCAACGACGAUUUCUUCGUAUUGAGAGUAACAGAGUCAGAAUGACGAACUGUUGUGGUCUCGUGACGAAAGAGAAACUGCCAGUUCCUCUGAAGAGCAUCUCAGUGGAGGUGCAGGUCAAGGGUCAUGUAGCCACAGUCACCUCCACUCUGCAGUAUGUGAAUGAGGAAGAGCGCCCCCUGGAGGCCUUGUUUGUGUUCCCUCUGCCUGCUGAUGCUGCUGUCUGUCACUUCAGUGCCAAGAUCGGAGAGCACGAGAUUGUGGCAGAGCUGAAAGAGAAACAGACCGCGAGAGAUCAGUAUGAUGAUGCUGUGAGUUCAGGUCAGCAGGCGUUUCUGUUGGAAGAGAGUGAAGAAAGUUCUGAUGUGUUCAAACUGAGUGUUGGGUGUCUGUCACCGGGUCAGAACGCCGCCAUCAGCAUCACAUACAUCACUGAACUCUCUGUGCAGGCCGACCACGCGCUGCGCUUCUGUCUGCCUGCUGUCCUCAACCCCAGAUACACACCAGCAGGUUCAGCUGCUGGAAUAGUUUCAGAGAUUUCAUCAGUAUGUGACUCUGUCCCCUACACUCUGACUCUUAGUGUUCAUGUGAGCUCUCCAAAGCCCAUCUCCAAACUAGAGUCCAACUGCACUCUGGAUCCUCUAGUGUUCCUCGACUCGCAUCACACUCACGCUACGGUGAAUCUGAGUUCUGGGCACAAGUUUGAUAAAGAUGUUGAGUUGUUUGUGUACUAUGAGAAUACCCAUCAGCCCACUGCUAUAGUGGAGGCAGGAGUGACCGCUGCUCAACCAGGUUCUCUGAUGAGUGACCCAGUGGUGAUGAUCAGUUUGUACCCAGAAUUCCCAGAGGAAGUGAUGUCAUCAUUAACAACUCAAGGGGAGUUUGUUUUUGUGAUUGACAGAUCGGGCAGUAUGGACUGCAUGAUGCAUCAUGGUGAAGGAGCACAGAUGCGUAUAGAAAGUGCAAAGGAAACUCUGCUGUUACUGUUGAAGAGUCUGCCCAUGGGCUGUUACUUCAAUAUCUAUGGAUUUGGCUCUCGUUAUGAGUCCUUCUUCCCUCAGAGUGUUGUGUACAAUCAGGACACAAUGGAUCAGGCACUGAAGAGAGUCAGUGAAAUGAGAGCAGACAUGGGCGGCACAGAGAUUUUACAGCCUCUGAAACACAUCUACAGUCAACCCUGUUACCCCGAACACCCCAGACAGUUGUUUGUCUUCACUGAUGGAGAGGUGGGGAACACUAAAGAGGUUCUGGAUCUUGUCAGAAACCAUUCUAGUUCUCACAGGUGUUUCUCGUUCGGGAUUGGUGAGGGUGCGAGUAGCGCCCUCAUCACAGGAUUGGCCAGAGAGGGAUGUGGCCACGCCCAGUUCAUCACCGGCACUGACCGCAUGCAGCCCAAAGCGAUGCAGUCUCUCAGGUUUGCUCUGCAGCCUGUAGUGAACAAGAUCUCUGUGCAGUGGAAAGUUCCAGAUGGCAUCACUGUUGACACGCUGUCCCCACCCAUCAAUGUCAUCUUCCAGGGUCAAAGGUCACUCGUUUAUGCCCAGAUUAAAGGACAGAGUUCAGAAAGCUCUGAAGGAUCAGUGAUGAUACAAUACAACCUGAAAGAUCAACCAGUGACAAACCAGCUUCACUUCUGCCUUAAACCAGCUGAGGACACUGGGUUGAUGAUCCACCGUCUGGCGGCUCGGUCUCUGAUUGGUCGUCUGGAGCAGGAGGAGAGGGCAGGAGGUGCAGAGGUGGAGUCUGUCAGGAGCAGGAUGGUGAAGCUCAGUGUUGAAGCAGGAGUGAACAGUGUUCAUACAGCCUUCAUUGCCAUUAAUAAACACAACAGAGAGACUGUGAAAGGACCUCUCAUACAGAGAAGAAUACCAACACAAGGAUUAUAUUUGAGAGGUUCUCAGCUACCAGUAUUCGGGUAUGCCUGUGUAAGCAAGUGUCGUGAAAGGGCAAUCGUGUCAGAUGGUAUUGAUGAAGAACUGGACACACAAAUGUUAGAGUCUCUUCAGUGUGACUCUCGUUUGAAAUGCAGCCUGACGGAUUUACCACCGGUACAAACAAAAAGUAGCGGAGUAAAAAAGAGUAUAAAGGUCAAGAGUUUAUUUCGCCGUAAUUCUAAACAGAAGUCUAUGUCAUCUGUCCAGACAAACGUUCAUAGCAAGCAAGAAGCAGCACCUGAGCCUCAGAAGGACUCUUUUCUUCAGCUGGUGUCUCUUCAGAAGGCCUCGGGCUGCUGGGAGAUGAACUCUGCGCUGGCACAAGUGUUUGGAAAGACAGAAGAUGAGCUGACCAAUCAGAAACCAGCACAGGUGGACGGCUCAGUGUGGGCCACUCUUCUGGCUCUCAUCUGGUUAUACGGAUAUAAAAUGGAGCAUCAAGUUGAGUGGCAGUUUGUGGCCAUGAAGGCGGCAUCAUGGAUCCGCUCUCAGAAUGUGGGCGGUCUGUCUCAGUGUGUGUGUGAUGGGAAUGUUCUGCUGGGAUGUCACGUGACACAAGAGACUUUGGGAAUCUGAAGACUUCAGUGUUUCUACCGCAUGUGCUCUCAGAAGGCCAAGCAACUUCUUUAUUAGCUUUGAUGGGCCAUAUCUGAAGGAAUCACUUUUUUCUCUUGGCUCAUGGGGACCCGGGUUUGAGUGUGUUCCCGUACCUCCUCUCUCAACCUCUAAUUUCCUGUAUAUGCCCAAUAAAAAAUCCUCCCAUAACCUGAAACUAAAAAUGUUGUUUUGCUGUCAAUAAUUGUUAACAACUACCUCAUUUAACAUGAAAAAACAAUACAGCAUGCAUUAUUAUUGUAAUUUUCAAUAUUUUUGUAAUACACUUUUCAAAUGGAAAGGUAUGUUUGUAUUAGUUAAGGCACAAUGAACUAGCAAAAACACAAACAAUUGUAUGUGCAUUGACUAAUAUAAAGAUUGAGUGUUGUAAAAUUGUUUAUAUUAGGUAAUGCAUUAAAUAAUGUUAACAAAUGGCACUUUAUUACUAAGUGUUACCAAAUACUGUUGUCAACCCUGUUUGCAGCGCUAAAUACUGCUGUUCAUUCAAUGAACU
Molecule: messenger RNA, 3160 nt
Organism: Triplophysa rosa
Lineage: Eukaryota; Metazoa; Chordata; Actinopteri; Cypriniformes; Nemacheilidae
Product: von Willebrand factor A domain-containing protein 5A-like
Exons: 22
Coding region: 160-2628 (822 amino acids)
Source: RefSeq, a predicted model, not a curated record